Molecule: messenger RNA, 1901 nt
Organism: Conger conger (European conger)
Lineage: Eukaryota; Metazoa; Chordata; Actinopteri; Anguilliformes; Congridae
Product: zinc finger protein 467-like
Exons: 3
Coding region: 140-1363 (407 amino acids)
Biological process (GO): regulation of transcription by RNA polymerase II
Cellular component (GO): PcG protein complex; transcription regulator complex; nucleus
Molecular function (GO): RNA polymerase II cis-regulatory region sequence-specific DNA binding; DNA-binding transcription factor activity, RNA polymerase II-specific
Source: RefSeq, a predicted model, not a curated record
CGUAGGAGUCGUUUGACAUUCGGUAGUGACUUGCUGUUAACUGUUGAAAAACGCGGAUUUGUUAAGAAUAAUUGAGAGUUUGUUGAUAAUUCGGUUGUUAACUAUAUAACAAACAGUGCUGUGUCGCUUAAAAGCUAAAAUGGCUUAUUACUGUAUUGAUGUUCAGAAACAGUUGCACACUAUUUUGGAUACGUUGACAAAAGAUGCUGUGGCUGAGAUAGGCAAACUUAUUGAAGAUGGUUCCGCUGUUCUGCGUUUGGAAAUUAUUCAUAGUCAGAAAGAGAACGAAACGCUGAAGAUGAGAUUGCGGGAGAUGGAGAGUGAGCUGAAGACUGCGCGUGAGAACGGGAGGAAAAGAGAUGAGUUUAAGGAUGUGUUUGCGACGAGGUACUAUUUACCCACGGAGGAGGAGGACCGACACUGUGUUGUGGCAGAGCAGAGCAGUGAACUCCUCUCUGAAUCAGUCAUUAAGAAGGAAAGACAGGAGGAUCAGGAGAACAGCUUGGGCGGUGAUUGGAGGGGGGACAUUUUAGAAGCUGAGAGGAGAGCUGGAGCUGAAUGGGACUCCAGGCUGAAUCGGGACUCGGAGGCUGAAGUCCAGCCCGGCCCGGUCGCAGCCCCAGAGCAGUUGGGCUGGGCGGAGCCAGACAUGCUGCAGGAGGACAGUGAGGAGGCCUAUGCAGAUUUCUGCUACGCUACCGAGGGGGGUGCGUUUCCUGUCCCAGAGGGGGGUGCGUUUCCUGUCCCAGAGGGGGGCGUGUCGGGGGCAGGGCCCUUUAAACAGGAAGCGGGCAUGCAGCCCGUGUGGCCUGAGGAGGCGGGGUCAGGAAUAGGCCCCUCCCAUCAGGGGGGGUACAGGGAGCAGGCGGAGAGCAGGGUGGGGGCUGGGAGGGCCCGUCCCGUGGGGCGCCAGCAGCAGCUGCUGAGGCCGUGCUUGGGGAGGGUGGGGUCCCUGACUCUGCAGAACGCUGCCGGAAAGUGCCAAAACCUCUCCCCUGUCCAGAGAAACCACAAGAGAGACCGGCAGUUCAGCUGUGCCACCUGCGGGAAAGGCUUCUUCAGAAAGCACCACCUGAAUUCUCACCAGAGGACUCACACUGGAGAGAGACCUUACUGCUGCAAGUACUGUGGGAAGGACUACAAGCAAUUAAAUAAUCUUAUCAGCCACCAGAGGUGUCACACCGGAGAGAGACCGUACAGUUGUACCGAGUGCGGGAAGUGUUUCCACCGUCUCGAUAUUCUUAAAACUCACCAGAGGAUUCACACGCGGGUGCGAACCUUUGUCUGCUCAUUUGCUAAUUGCCAGGAAAGCUUUAGUCAGAAAGGUCUGUUGGAGAACCAUCAGCUGUUUCAUGUUAUCUGACUCUGCUUGGAGCAGCCGAUUCUCUUGUCUGCCUGGGGAGCAGGUUAUCUGUCUGCUGCCCCCUGUCUGUUAAAUUCCUCUGAGAGGAAGAGAUGGAGACUGAUCAUAUCAAAUUAUAGGAAGCAUAUAAUGCUUCUAAUUGAUGCAACCAGCCAACUGUGUCUGCACAAGUGGAAGUGGAUCUACUGAAACACACCAGCAUUCUGGGGCAAAGGGUCAGUUGUUUUUAUUAAGAGUUUUAACUAUCUUUUUGAUAUGCUUGUCUUGCAUAUGGAAAGCUGUGAAUUUUAAUUAGCGAAACUGUACCAAGACAAUAUAGGAAGUCUUUUAUCAAUGUUGGACUAUGAAGAAAACAUGGACACUUUGCCCCAGAAUACUCACAUCGCAUCCUGGUGAAACUGUCUGGAUGAAUAAGUUGGACUCUGGGUCAGUGGGAACAAACUUCACCUUUAAGGGAUUGAUUUACUACAAUCACAGAGCGGAUAUCGGUGCUUGAUAACCUUUUUCAUUAAAUAAAUGAAACGAUAAUUUAAAAAAA